CAAUAGUGCCUUCUUUUAUAUUUUGACUUGAUAAGAAAAACACGUUCGUUAUAUAGUCAAAUAUCAGCAAGCUAAUAUCAUAUUAACUACCAACAUCUAAGAAAAAUGUCUUCUGUGUUCGGGUCGGGAGAGAUAUCAACAUCCGAUGAAUAUCUUCACGAAAUCAUUGGUUUCAUAAGAGUGCACAAAGAUGGCCGCUGCGAAAGAUUAAUUGGAAACAACAAGUUGCCUGCUGGAAUCGAUUCUUCAACCGGAGUCGAGUCAAAAGACGUCGUCAUCUCACCCGAAACCAACCUGUCCGCAAGAAUUUACAUUCCCAAAACCGCCACCCCAAACCAGAAACUCCCGGUUCUGAUUUACUUCCACGGAGGUGGUUUUGUAGUCGAAUCCACCACGAGUCCUAACUACCACCCUACACUCAACCAUCUGACGGCGAAGUCAAACGUGAUUGCCGUUUCCGUUGACUACAGGCUGGCACCGGAGUAUCCUCUUCCAGUCGGGUACAACGACUGUUGGAAAGCGGUCCAGUGGGUCGCUUCCCAUGGGUCAGGACAUGGUCCUGACUCGUGGUUGAAUAAAUUUGCUGAUUUUAGCAAGGUGUUUUUUGCGGGAGAUAGUGCUGGGGCGAAUAUCGCCCAUAACUUGGCAAUCCGGUUCGGGUUAGACCCGAUUGGUGGAAUAAACCUAGAGGGUAUUAUUCUACUCCACCCGCAUUUCGGAGGAAGUGACCCGAUUGGAUCGGAACUUGGGAAAAAUAAGAAGUUGAAAGCGUUUACGGAUCAAUUCUGGAAAGUGGCGACGUCAGGGAGUGGGCUGGAUGACCCGAGGUUUAACCCGGAAAAGGACCCGAAUCUUUCGGGUUUGGGGUGUUCCAAGAUCCUUGUUGUUGUUGCGGAGAAAGAUUGUUUGAGGGACAGGGGUUUGCAUUACAAAGAGUUGAUGGAGAAAAGUGGAUGGGCUGGAAAAGUGGAGAUGUUGGAAUCAAAAGAUGAGGACCAUGUUUUCUUUUGGUUCGAUCAUGUUUCUGAAAAUGCUUGUACCUUUUUCAAUACAAUCUCUACCUUCAUCAACCACGGUAAUUGAUUACGGGUGAUCUGCCUACAUUCAGCAUUUCAGCCUCGUGGUUGAUCCAUGUCUUUUGUAUUCAACAUAUGUGAUUUGUAGUUUUAUUUGUCAGUGACAUCUAAAAUAAAACCGAGUUUAAGAUACUUAAUCUAA
Messenger RNA from Helianthus annuus (common sunflower), 1218 nucleotides. Its product is annotated as probable carboxylesterase 2. The coding region runs from base 106 to 1083 and encodes 325 amino acids. The record is from RefSeq and is a predicted model, not a curated record. Gene Ontology annotation, molecular function: hydrolase activity. Lineage: Eukaryota; Viridiplantae; Streptophyta; Magnoliopsida; Asterales; Asteraceae. The transcript has a single exon.